AUGAGUGAUCUCAAGAGACCAGAAGUAAAGCCAGUGCCCAAAGGACACCGAUGGAUCCUUUUCGUCUCGGGCCCGACAGCAUCCGGCAAGACUUCAGUCGCCAAGUUCAUAGCAGAGAAGCUCGAUCUCAAAUUCUUUCAGUUCCAUCCAAAAACCAACAUCGAGAAAAUGAGCCACGGCCAACCCCUCACCGAUCAAGACCGCUACGGCUGGCUGCAAGCUCUCCACGAACACGCCACUCACCAUCCCAUCGGUCCAGGAACAGAACAUCUCGUCGUCACCUGCUCAGCACUUAAGCGCCAGUACCGUGAUAUGCUCCGCGAAGGAUCUGAUAAAGCCGGUGAUUUGCGAGUGCACUUCUUACAUCUUGAUGCACCGGAAGAAGUGCUCACAAAACGAGCUGCUGCGAGGAAGGGACAUUUUGCAGGACCUGCGCUUGUGCAUAGCCAGUUUGAGGUUCUGGAGAGGCCGACGGAGGAUGAGAAGGAUGUUUUGAUCGUCAGUGUUGAUCAGUCGGUUGAAGAUGUUCAGAGGGAGGCGUUGGAGAGAGUUAAGGAGCUGUUGGAUGAUGACCCUGAGUGAUCAAACAGAGAUCAUUUGAAAACAUGUUAGAUUGUAAAUAGCUGCGAGAACUUUCAACAGUGCAACUUGAAAUUGCUUAUGGUUUUGGGAGUCUUAGGCUUCGCAGUUUCAACCUCUUCCAAAGG
Molecule: messenger RNA, 707 nt
Organism: Fusarium oxysporum Fo47
Lineage: Eukaryota; Fungi; Ascomycota; Sordariomycetes; Hypocreales; Nectriaceae
Product: P-loop containing nucleoside triphosphate hydrolase protein
Exons: 2
Coding region: 1-582 (193 amino acids)
Cellular component (GO): cytoplasm
Molecular function (GO): ATP binding; gluconokinase activity; ATP hydrolysis activity
Source: RefSeq, a predicted model, not a curated record